Topomyia yanbarensis is the source of this 2588-nucleotide messenger RNA. Its product is annotated as putative ammonium transporter 2. The transcript is spliced from 6 exons. Lineage: Eukaryota; Metazoa; Arthropoda; Insecta; Diptera; Culicidae. Gene Ontology annotation, biological process: ammonium transmembrane transport; ammonium homeostasis. The record is from RefSeq and is a predicted model, not a curated record. Gene Ontology annotation, molecular function: ammonium channel activity. Gene Ontology annotation, cellular component: membrane. Bases 547 to 2076 code for a protein of 509 amino acids.
UCGAUCAUUUUUAAAUCUAAAAAGCCCAUAAUUUAAACAAAAAAAAGCAAUAUCACAAAAUAUUUACAGCAAAAUUACACUCCAUGUCCCUUAUCCAAAAAAUGUUUUUCAUGAAAAUCGGUGAUUUUGUGGAAAUUUCGAGGCCCACUUGAUGUGGUUUGUCUCAAUAGCAUUUUUAUACAAUUAUUUUUGUGAAAGAAAGGUACUGCUUCUUAAUUGGAAAUAUCCGUGACUAAUAAAUGGAAAAUUAGAACAUUGAUACAAAACUUAAGAUUUAUAGUUAACUAUAAGUUAAUAAUUGAGCAAGCAUUUUUGCGUAGGCGUCUAAUUAAAUCUAGGGGAUGUUUGGAUUUUCGAUUACCGUUUAUCAUCGAUAGUAAAUCCAGUCUGGUUUUUUCGUGAUCAAUCGUUUGGCUAUGUUUCAACUUGACCCCGCCAACUGGAACCGAUGGUCAGAAGAGGUUUUGUUGUCUGCGCCUGAAGAGGACACAAGUGUAGAUCGGAUCAAUCCAGCAGUGAGCAAGUGACAAGGACAACUGCCUGAAAAUGGCAAACUCCACCGCUGCGCCUGUGAUAACGAUUGAUUACAUGACAAUAAAUUCCACGAUUCACAUUCCACCGCAAUUCGAUGUGACGAUUGCGGAUGCAGGAUAUAUUGUAGUGAAUUCGUUAAUCCUCAUCACAAUGCAAACAGGAUUCGCACUUGUGAACGCUGGAACAGUUAGUGUGAAAAACAGUGUUAAUUUCAUGAUGAAGAAUACAGUGGAUACAGCUAUCGGAGGAUUCGCAUUCUGGUUGUUUGGAUUUGGAUUGGCUUACGGAAGGAGUAAAUACACUAAUAUGUUUAUUGGCCUUGGAGAUUUCUUCCUGGAUGCCGCUCCAACGGAUCCUCUUAUGGGUGGUGUGAUGACUGCAUUCAUGUACGAGAUAUCAUUUUCAUCAUCUUCAACCACGAUUGCCAGUGGUGGAAUGGGUGAACGAUUCAACUUCCGGGCUUACUGUUUCUACGCUUUCUUCAACUCGCUGAUAUACGCGAUUGCUGCUGGAUGGGAAUGGCGCGAAAGUGGUUUUCUCGCUCUUCUAGGUGUUACCGAUAUUGCCGGAGGUGGCCCGGUUCAUACGCUAGGAGGUGUUUGUUCAUUUGCUGCAGCGGUCUUCCUCGGGCCACGAAUCGGUAGAUUUGAUCGAAGCCACCAGCAUCCUCCCAUGAGCAACGCAGUAGUUGCCUUCCUCGGUUUAUUCAUUCUGUGGUGGGCGUGGCUAGCAUUCAAUACUGCCAGCAGUUAUGGACUUAGUCGAGGCCGAUGGGGAUACACGAUUCGUGCGGCGGUUAUGACAAUGCUUGGAUCUAUGGGCGGUGGAGUGACUGCAUGCGUGUUCUCUCUAAUCGACAACAAAGGAAAGGCAUUACCAUUCCAGAUAAUGAAUGGAGUGCUCGCUUCCUUGGUUUCUGUAACAGGCGGCUGUUAUUUGUUUCAAUCUUGGUCUGCGGUGCUCACCGGUUCCAUUGCCACAGUUUUUUGCUUGAUUAGUAUGAAACUAAUGGACAAAUUUAAAAUAGACGAUCCUUUAUAUGCCUGCACUGUUCACGGAGUAGGGGGUAUUUGGGGUCUUAUCGCCAUUGGAUUGUUUGCAAUGGAUCCCGUGCCACAAGAUACUACUGGCGGUAGAUCUGGCCUAUUUCUAGGUGGCGGAUUCAGUUUGCUUAGGAGUCAGCUUUAUGCAAUAGCUGCUAUGGUCAUAUGGGGACUGCUCGCUACUUGGGCUUUGCUAUGGAUAAUUAACUUAUUUGUGAAAGUCAGAGUUACCCCAGAAGAAGAGAUGCUAGGGGCAGAUUUUGCGGAACAUGAUAUCGAUCAUGCAAGGAACGCACUUGAAGAAUUGAAACCGCUAUGGAGUAGAGAAGUUGAACUGAGUGAUGGUAUGAGCUACAAACUGUCAAAGGGGAUUGUUAGUGCGAGAGAUGCAAGUUCGGAAUUGUACAAGGGUAACAUUAAUGCUGUUUUCAGCGACGGUAGUAUAUCGUUAGAGGAAUUAAGGAAAAACGAUCAGUCAUCGAGUAAUUACGGUAACUGAAGCACGCCCACAAAAUCUAGUCUACUCUUACUGCGGUAACGAUAUUAGAAUACCCUUUGCCUAGGGUUUUAAUUGUGAAUUCGGUGAACUGAACUAGGAAUUGUUCAAUAGGAAAGCACAAAUCUUAUUCUUGACCUAUUCAGUUUUUCUUUAUUUAUUUCUUUUAUAUGGCUUCUGAACAUACUUUGACGAUUUAGUUGUUUAUCACAGGAAGGGUAGUUUAGAUUUUGUGUGUAGUUCUAGAAAGGCAUCGUUGGAAAGUUUUGUUCAUUUGAAUUAUUAUCAGUUAUUUUGAAUCAGCGUGGUACAUAUCCCGCACAUAAAAAUGACUUGAGUGUAACUUGCCAUUAGUGCUUUUCAACAGUGUUUUUCUUGACGGUAGUUUUAAUAAUUAGAUUUACACAAGAACAUGCAUGAUCGUUUCGAUGUUUCUGUAUGGUUUUGUAAAACAGUGAUAUAUUCCAUAGAUGAUAUUUUGAUCGAAUGUGCUAAUUAUCUCAAAUAAAGUGAUU